Molecule: messenger RNA, 3215 nt
Organism: Dama dama (fallow deer)
Lineage: Eukaryota; Metazoa; Chordata; Mammalia; Artiodactyla; Cervidae
Gene: ADCK1
Product: aarF domain containing kinase 1
Exons: 11
Coding region: 250-1821 (523 amino acids)
Biological process (GO): protein phosphorylation; lipid homeostasis; mitochondrion organization
Cellular component (GO): mitochondrial inner membrane
Molecular function (GO): protein kinase activity; ATP binding
Source: RefSeq, a predicted model, not a curated record
CGGGGCGCGCUCCCGCGUGUCCGGUGGAGUCGGCUGGAGGAAGGCAGCCAGUGGCUCACCCAGAUCUCCUGAGGCCCUGCUGUCUGUGGCCUCCGAGGCGCCAGCGUCCCGGGGCCCGAGCGCGGUCUGGAUCAGAAGCAAGGGCGCGCGGUUAUCUCUGCCCUCCGCCUGGGCCCGCGGCGCCCAGCAGCUCGCCUUAUCUGUAGCACUGGCUGAGGCUUCCCUGGUGGCUCAGAUGGGUCUGGGGACAUGGCCAGAAGGGUUCUCAAGCUCGCUUCAUGGACCAGCAUGGCUCUUGCCGCCUCUGGCGUCUGCCUCUAUAGCAACAAGUACUUGGACCCCAACGACUUUGGUGCCGUCAGGGUGGGCCGAGCAGUGGCCACGACAGCUGUGAUCAGUUACGACUAUCUUACAUCCCUGAGGAGUGUCCCCUAUGGCUCAGAGGAAUACUUGCAGCUUCGAUCCAAGGUACACCUCCGCUCUGCCAGGCGCCUCUGUGAGCUCUGCUGUGCCAACCGGGGCACGUUCAUCAAGGUGGGCCAGCACUUGGGGGCUCUGGACUACCUGCUGCCGGAGGAGUACACCAGCACGCUGAAGGUGCUACACAGCCAGGCCCCGCAGAGCAGCAUGAAGGAAGUCCGCCAGGUCAUCCGCGAGGACCUGGGCAAAGAGAUUCAUGAUUUGUUCCUGAGCUUUGACGACACCCCUCUGGGAGCGGCCUCCCUGGCCCAGGUCCACAAGGCCGUGCUGCGUGACGGGCGGACGGUGGCUGUGAAGGUCCAGCACCCGAAGGUGCAGGCUCAGAGCUCGAAGGACAUUCUUCUGAUGGAGGUGCUUGUCCUGGCUGUGAAGCAGCUGUUUCCAGAGUUUGAGUUCAUGUGGUUGGUGGAUGAAGCCAAGAAGAACCUGCCUUUGGAGUUGGAUUUCCUCAAUGAGGGAAGGAACGCUGAGAAAGUGGCCCAAAUGCUGAAGCACUUUGACUUCUUAAAGGUCCCCCGCAUCUACUGGGAGCUGUCCACCAAGCGGGUGCUUCUGAUGGAGUUUGUGGACGGCGGGCAGGUCAACGACAGACACUACAUGGAGCGGAACAAGAUUGACGUCAACGAGAUCUCACGUCACCUGGGCAGGAUGUACAGCGAGAUGAUCUUUGUCAACGGCUUCGUGCACUGUGACCCCCACCCGGGCAACGUGCUGGUGCGGAAGCGGCCGGACACGGGAAAGGUGGAGAUCGUCCUGUUGGACCACGGACUGUACCAGGCACUCACAGAAGAGUUCCGCCUGGACUACUGCCGCCUCUGGCAGUCGCUGAUCUGGACCGACAUGCAGAGCGUGAGGAAAUACGGCCAGCGCCUGGGAGCCGGCGACCUCUACCCCUUGUUCGCCUGCAUGCUGACGGCCCGGUCCUGGGACGCGGUCAACAGGGGCAUCGGCCAGACUCCCGUCACCGCCACAGAGGACUCAGAGAUCCGCAACCACGCGGCCAACUACCUCCCCCAGAUCAGCCAGCUCCUCAACCGCGUGCCGCGCCAGAUGCUGCUCAUCUUCAAGACCAACGACCUGCUGCGAGGCAUCGAGGCCGCCCUGGGCACCCGCGCCAGCGCCAGCUCCUUCCUCAACAUGUCGCGAUGCUGCAUCAGGGCACUGGCCGCGCACAAGAAGCAGAAGACCCGUUCACUCUUCAGAAGGGCCCGGAUCUCUCUCAGGGAGGCCUUCAGCUUAUGGAAGAUCAACCUUCACGAGCUCGUUCUGCACGUGAAGGGGCUGAGGCUCACCGGCUGGGUCUGGGCUCUGCUCUGCUGGCUGCUGCCUGCUCCACACUGAGUGGACUCGCUGCCCCCUGCCCGGCAGUGGCCCCUGCUGUGGCCGAGGGGUCUCUUCACCCCUCACUCUUCCAUCGUGUCUCCACUGCUUGCCCCGUUUCUGCCCCGUGGAGCCCCGCAAUCCCUGUCCGUGGCACCGUCAUGCUCAGCCUCUGGAAGUCCUCUCCCAUGAAGCCCGCGUCUCGGGGCCCCAGGCUGUGUCCCGGGAAGGUUUCUGUCUGUUCCCAGGGAGGAGGCAUGGCAGUCUGCUUUCCUGCUCCCCGUCUGUGCCUUUGGGCUGGAUACCCACCCCACCCGCUUCUGUUCACCUUUCUUGUGGUCAAGAUGGACCAUGGAGCCCACUGAAGGCAUGUUUAACUCGCCAGACGUUUGGUUUUGCUGCAGAGGAGCGUGGUCCCUGAACUGCUGGAGAGGAGUUUUCUCUCUUUGCGCCCUCCCUGCCCGGAGGUGCAGACCUUCCCGGGGUGGCUUGGCCCCUGAGCCAGGUUCUGUUGCAGCUCUGAGUUCACGGCUGUUGUGGUGACCCCUUUGGUGACUUUAUGUACUGUGAUUCAAUAAAAACCACUUCGGGGUUUCAGGGCAAGAGUGUGGUCAACGGGCCAUUUUUUCCAGGUUGGGAGUGAGUCCACUCAGGCCAUGAGGUAGGAGUGGCCACGGAUACCACGUGCCAUUGUGAUCUGUUUGACUUCUUGUCCCCCAAAUCCUUCCAGCCUUCCACUGUGCGUCCGCUUUCUGAUACUUGUAUGUUUCUCUUCCUUUCUGAGACAGAUCUUGGUUGCCACUGUCAGGAAGCUAAGGCCAAGAACUCAGAGGCUCAGUGGAAAUCUCUGACACUGCUUCCCCUGGGUUCUCCCCUCAUUCCCUGUGACCUGGCUCCUCCCUUGUUCUGUUGAUUGGCUCCUGACUUAGCCUUCAGAUUCAUCAUUCGAUAUCCCCACUCCUGAGACUGUUGUCUAAACCUCAGUCAUGUGGCUGGGCUUCUGCUCUGAAACCUGCUGUUACCUGCUAGAUGCUGCUUCUGCCUUGUUGCCUGCUGCCAGCCUGCCCCCUCCCCCCGGCCCCAAUCAUCUGCUCCAGUUUUGGGGACACCUGCAAACGCCUGUUCUGACCCCUGUGUCUGUAGUCUCCAGGUCCCUAUGACCCCAGAUGUGGCAGGUCUCAGCUCUCACUGAGCACCCAGGCUCACGGUAAUUGUGUCUGAAUCUCUCUGAUCUUACUUCACCUCAUUCAUAAGAGUAGGAAAGAAAAAAUCUAAAUUUGAAUCUCAUUUUCUGUUCUCUUUAUUCAUAAUACAACAAGCAGAUUUUUCACUGACCAGAGAUGGUUCGCCAUCCCUUUGAAUUAAUUGUUCUUAGUGACCAGCUGGACGCACCCAGGGACCUGAGAGAAUAAUUU